AUGAAGAGGGCCGCGCCGUCGGAGGAGCCGGUGGAGCUCUCUUCGGGCGACGACCUGAGCUCGGAUUCCGACGAUGAGGCCGGGAACGGGAAAGGCGAGAACUCCUUCCGGCUGCCCAUGUCCUCCAAAUCUACAGCUCCAGCAAAAGGUGCAUUGAUCAGGAGGGCUGAAAUGUAUCAAGAGUACAUGAAGCACAUCCCAAUUCCUGAUCACUGCAGCUCCUUGAUCCCAUCCACAUCAUGGCUGGGACUCGGAAGAUCGGUGAAGCAGUUGUACGAGCAGCCCUUGCAUUACCUCACCAACAUCCUCUUGAGACAGUGGGAUCAACAGAGGGUUGGGAGCGAUAAUGAGCACCAGCCUCUGGAUGCUAUCAUUCACCCUAUGAAAGCUCAGGCCCUCAUUUGGGCCACUGAAGAAGUCCAUAGGCUGACCACCUCUAGUGACCACUUAGAGAAGCUCUGGGCCAAAGACCCCAUUGCUUUGAGCCGGCACGGGUAUCGUGGCGGACCAUCUAUACUGACAGUUGCUCCUCCAAAGGUUGAACCUAACUGGACUUGGUCCACUGGGAAAGAUCGCAACGAGAAGGAAGUUCUAACCGAGUCUUUUGAAGAGCGGGAACGCACAAGGGCUGCAGUAACUGAAGGAGAGAAGCUUAUCGGUGUGAUGAACCCCCAACCAAGGCAGACCGAGAAAGAGAAGGAUGCUGCUUCAUUCUCACAGAAGGAGAAGCGGAAGAGAGACCGCGGGCAGGCCAGCAGGGGGAAGAACUACGUUGAGGAGGAGAAGCGGCUCCUGAGGGGGAGUGGUGUCUACUCUGGCUUCGAUACUUGA
Messenger RNA from Triticum turgidum subsp. durum (durum wheat), 831 nucleotides. The record is from the annotation of a GenBank genome assembly. Lineage: Eukaryota; Viridiplantae; Streptophyta; Magnoliopsida; Poales; Poaceae.